Molecule: messenger RNA, 2114 nt
Organism: Megachile rotundata (alfalfa leafcutting bee)
Lineage: Eukaryota; Metazoa; Arthropoda; Insecta; Hymenoptera; Megachilidae
Molecular function (GO): nucleic acid binding; ATP binding; RNA helicase activity
Source: RefSeq, a predicted model, not a curated record
GCCAUGACAUUUGUUUCGCAGAUCCCUUUUAGAACGUGCAAGGAGUGAAGCGUACUUUUCGUUAAUUCUGCUCAUCAAUACACUGAUUUAUUCAAGAAUACAGACUUAUUUUCCAAUUAAAAGUACUGCAUAACUCCAUGAGAAUGGCAUACAGAGAUCGUGAACGUGGUGACAGAAGAGGAGGUGGAGCACGUGGGGGUGGUCGCUUUGGUGGUCGAGAUGGCAGUAGUGGAGGUGGUAGAUUUGGUAGUAGUUCCAAUAGAGAUAGUAAUUUUGGAAACAAUAAUUUUAAAAACCGUCAGCCUGGGGAACGUCUUCGUAAACCAAGAUGGGAUAUGAGUACAUUACAGCCAUUUAGGAAAGAUUUUUAUGAGCCACAUCCUAAUGUCACUACUCGUAGUACACACGUAGUUGAAGCCUAUCGUUCAGAUAAAGAGAUUACUGUAAAAGGGACAAAUAUACCAAGUCCAAACAUAUUUUUUGAGGAAGGUGGAUUCCCAGAGUAUGUACUAAAUGAAAUUCGCAGACAAGGUUUUGGGGAACCAACUGCAAUUCAAGCACAAGGUUGGCCUAUUGCUUUGUCUGGACGUGAUAUGGUUGGAAUUGCUCAGACAGGAUCUGGAAAAACAUUAGCGUACAUUUUACCAGCAAUUGUACAUAUAAAUCAGCAACCUAGAUUAAACAGAGGAGAUGGUCCUAUAGCUCUGAUUCUAGCCCCAACAAGAGAGCUUGCACAGCAAAUUCAACAAGUUGCAUCAGAUUUUGGAGUUUCAUCACAAGUGAGAAACACUUGUAUUUUUGGUGGAGCUCCAAAAGGUCCUCAAGCCCGUGACUUAGAACGAGGUGUUGAAAUUUGUAUAGCAACACCAGGACGUCUCAUAGAUUUCUUAGAACGUGGUACAACAAAUUUACGUAGAUGUACAUAUUUAGUACUAGACGAAGCUGAUAGAAUGCUUGACAUGGGCUUUGAGCCUCAAAUUAGGAAAAUUGUAGAACAAAUCAGACCCGACCGACAAACUCUUAUGUGGUCAGCAACCUGGCCAAAAGAAGUUCGUAACCUUGCCGAAGAAUUUUUAACUGACUAUAUACAAAUUAACAUUGGUUCUCUGCAAUUAGCAGCUAAUCAUAACAUUCUUCAAAUUGUUGAUGUGUGUGAGGAAUUUGAAAAAGAGGGUAAACUUAUGAAACUCUUAGAAGAAAUUUCAAAUGAACCAGAAAAUAAAACUAUUAUUUUUGUCGAAACUAAAAGGAAAGUGGAUGAUAUAACACGUGCAAUUAAUAGAUAUGGAUGGCAAGCAAUUGGCAUCCAUGGAGAUAAAAGUCAACAAGAAAGAGAUUAUGUAUUAAAUCAAUUCCGGAAUAGCAGAUCUGCCAUUUUAGUAGCUACGGAUGUUGCAGCGAGAGGAUUAGAUGUGGAAGAUGUUAAGUUUGUGAUAAAUUUGGAUUAUCCGUCCAAUUCUGAAGACUAUGUACAUCGUAUCGGACGUACAGGACGUUCACAGCGUACGGGAACCGCGUACGCAUUUUUCACACCUGGUAAUGCACACAAGGCUAGUGACUUAAUUCAAGUUCUAGAAGAAGCGAAACAAGUAGUGAAUCCUAAACUGUACGAACUAUCAAGGAAUCCAGGAAUUUAUAAAAGAGGUCGUUAUGGAGGACGUAGCGGAGGUGGUAGUGGCCGCGGUUCCGGAGGUCGUGGUGGCGGUUCUCGAGGCUCUCGAGGAGGCCGAGACGGAGAUAGAGGUGGACGAUUUGAUCGUUCCAAUGGAGGAGACCGAGGGAAUAAAUGGAAUGGAAAUAAUAGCAGUAUAGCUUCAAAUAAAAAUUGUGGUAUUGGAGGAAGUAAUUAUGGUAGUAAAACUUUCUCUCAAAAUAGUUAUAGUGGAGCUUCCGGUGGUGGCUCCAGCAGUUACAGUCAAAAUGGCAGUGGGUAUGGAGGAAGUGUGGGUGGUGGAAGUAGUUAUAGACAACAAAAUGGUUAUUAAUUUAAAAACGAUUAAUUUUAAACGGGAGAUAUAUGUAAUAUAGUAAAAAUGAAAACGGACAGAAGAAGCAAUGUCUUAUCUGAAAUAGAACAUUUUCAAUAUAACGUGCUUCUUAUUUGGAUACGGAGU